Molecule: messenger RNA, 1090 nt
Organism: Hyla sarda
Lineage: Eukaryota; Metazoa; Chordata; Amphibia; Anura; Hylidae
Gene: JOSD2
Product: Josephin domain containing 2
Exons: 4
Coding region: 245-799 (184 amino acids)
Biological process (GO): protein deubiquitination
Molecular function (GO): cysteine-type deubiquitinase activity
Source: RefSeq, a predicted model, not a curated record
CCUUCUGCGGGAGUCACGUUAUUUACGCGCAUUGACACAUUGUUACAUUUGUUUCAUUCUCUAAUAGUCACGUGGUGCUGUUUACAUGGAAUGUGAAUGGCUGGGGUGACAGCUGUACCAGGCACCGCCCAUUCUGAUACCACGUGAUCGCCGGCAACAGCCAGUCGUAGGAAAGCUUGUGGUCACAUGACUCUGGGUUACAUUAUGAUCUGCCGCUGCAGGGUCCGGUGUUUCCGGUCCUGGGAUGGGGGAAUGUGCGGUGUAUCACGAGCGCCAGCGGCUGGAGCUGUGCGCGAUCCACGCCCUGAAUAACCUGCUACAGAGAGCGGAGAUCACCCAGCACCGGGCCGAGGAAAUCUGCUGGGGGUUGUCUCCGAAUUCUGUGAUAAAUCCACAUCGCAGCUUCCUGGGCACCGGUAACUAUGAUGUGAACGUCAUCAUGGCGGCUCUGCAGACUGUGGAUUAUGCAGCGGUGUGGUGGGAUAAGAGAAGGUCUCUGGAGAGUUUGGUCUUGAAUGAAAUUUUUGGUUUUAUCUUGAACAUCCCCUCCCCCAUCUCCCUGGGCUUCCUCUCUCUUCCCAUUACACGGCAACACUGGAUCGCUGUGCGCCAAAUUAACGGUGUAUACUACAACCUGGACUCCAAGCUGAAGUCUCCAGUGCGGCUCGGGGGCCCCCGGGAGCUGAAAGAUUAUCUGCAGGGCUGCAUUUCUCGAGGGAGCUGUGAAAUCCUUCUGGUUGUGACAAAGGAUGUGGAAGAGGCUCGGCUUUGGAUCAAUGAAGGUGAAAGGACCACAUGAGCUCCCAGAAUCCUGCACUCUCAGCUGGGCUGAGGUCACCACCCAAAGACUUUACAGACCUAAACUAAGUGUCUAUUUAUUGGGGUCCCCCCAUCUUCCUGUUCAGGUCACCACCACUUCAUGGAUGGAAUUCUCACAUCAUCCUGAACCUUGUACUGAUAUGCACUACUCUGAUGCCUUAAUGCUUGUUGAUUAUUUUUUUGUUUUUACCAGGUGCUGAAUAUUAAUAUAUUACACAGAAUGUGACCACUUUUAUGCUAACUCCAUUAAAGAUUUUUUUAAUAUAUGAUC